Molecule: messenger RNA, 758 nt
Organism: Paramecium pentaurelia
Lineage: Eukaryota; Ciliophora; Oligohymenophorea; Peniculida; Parameciidae
Source: the annotation of a GenBank genome assembly
AUGUCUAAAAGAAAGCCAUAAUUUGAUAUAGGAAAGGAAGGAGAUGAUGAGGAAGUAUUACCUGUUGUUGGAGUUAUUAAUACUGCAGAAGAAAUUCAGGAAAGAAAGUAUUAAAAGUGAAUAAAAUAGAAUUUUGAAGAUCAAAGGACCAAAAUAAAAAGAGAAUAACUAAAAUACAAAAAUAGUAAUAACUGCACCACCACCAUCAUUUGAAUAAGCAGGAUCUGAUUAAAAACUGUCAACACCUCCUAAAAAGUUCUAACCAACGAAUAUAUUUAAUUGUCAACAAGAAAAAUUAUUUUUCAAUACUCAGCCAUUAAAUAGUUUAUAAUUACCUAAGUAAUAAAACAAUAAUAUGGGAUUGGUGAGUCCAAUAAUUGAAUUUAAAUCAAUUCGAAAGAGUGAUAAAUCAAUUUCAUCUCCAAAUUAGGAGACUAAUAAAAAAAUAGGGAUUUUAGAAGUAAAUUUAAGAUUAAGACAUAUAGAAUAAAUUAAAAAAAAUAAAAAUAGAUGAUCAAGAACAUUAAAAUAAAGAAAUCACAUUAACAAUAGAAAAAGUAGGAGAUAAUCAUAAAAUAAAAAUUGAGUAUAAUUAUUGUAAUUAAUAUAGACCUGAUAUAUUUGAAGGAUUAGUUGAGAAAUAGAAAACAAAAAAAGAGAAUAAUAUAGUUAGAUUAGAAUGUAAAAAAGAAUCAGAUAUACAUUAAUUACAAAUAGAAUUUGUUAAUGAAAAAGACUAUGAAUAAUUUAAUCUAUGA